AUGGAGCCAAACACUAAGCUUGUCUUUAUUACCUUGGUUUUAGCCUUGACACUCACGGCAGCAACCGGAGAGUUAUGCGGUAUGAGCGUUGCUGAUCUGUACUCUUGCAAGCCCUAUGUGCAGACUAAGAACCCAUUGACCACCCCCAUUGAUCCAAAGGGCUCUUGCUGCACUGCCCUGGCCAAAGCCGACGUCCAGUGUCUUUGCAAGCAGAAAACCAAAACCAAUCCUUUUCUCAGUGGAAUCAACUUAGACCUCGCUUCUAAACUCCCGGAGAAGUGUGGUUUAUCUAAGGCAACUUGCUAAGGCAGAUUUUCUUUUGGAAGGUUUCGCUUUGUGUCUUGAUUUUCUUCAUGAGUCCACUGUUCUCGUAUCUGUUGCUGUUGUUAUUCUGUGUUGGCUUGAUGUUGUGUCAGUUGUUGUUGUUGUCUUAACUGCAUUGUAUUGGUGUUUCUUGAUUUCUUCAAAAUAAUAAAACCAAAACUAUAUAUUA
Molecule: messenger RNA, 493 nt
Organism: Eruca vesicaria subsp. sativa (arugula)
Lineage: Eukaryota; Viridiplantae; Streptophyta; Magnoliopsida; Brassicales; Brassicaceae
Source: the annotation of a GenBank genome assembly